AUGACGAGUCCCUACCAGAGCAUCCAUCACUACAGUGACGUCAUGAUCCCCUGGCAGACGGUCAUGCCCAGUGCCUACAGCUCGGUGAACCCAAGCAUGAUGCUCUUUGGUUCCAACAACACCUUGUGGGAAAGUCUCUACAACGUCUCUGCCGUGAGCAACCACACGAGACCAGACAAAGACUCGAAAACUUCGGUGCACGACAUCGAGUACGACGUGUCCAUCCGGAGGGCCAUCUUGUACGUGCAGAUCGUAGUGGGCAUACUUGGCGCCAUUCUCCUAUUUGGUUACAUGUUUCAUGCCAGGAGACUGUCUCGGGUCAAUGCUCUCAUUCUCAACCUGUGCGUGGCGGAUCUGCUGGUGAUCUGUUUUUCCUGCGUCACACAGUUGGUGUGGGAACAUCUGGACCGACGCUGGUUGGCAGGUGAUGUCAUGUGUCGUAUCAUCAAAAUGCUGCAGAUCUUCGCCAUCUGCUCCAGCACCAACAUGUUGGUGGUCAUCGCGGUGGACCGGCACCAGGCCAUCACCGCUCCACUUAGGAAACAGUUUUCGGUGCUGGGUAUGGUGUCUCUAGCCUGGGGUAUAGCCCUUCUCUGCUCCACCCCUCUACUGUACGUCUUCCACGUCAGGUACGAUGAGUCCAAGAACCAGACAGUCUGCGAGAACAUUUUCCGCUCUAAGCCCAUCUUCCAUCGCCAAGCCUUCCUGACGUACGCCACCCUGGUCAACUUUCUCAUCCCCCUGGUCAUCCUCAUCAUCUGCUACGUGAGGAUCUUCCUCAAGAUUGCCCGGAAAGCCUCCGACAGUCGAACCAACAAACGCCAGAGCUUCAAGCCAGGAAAGAUACAUCUGACCAGCAACACGACAUCGGCUACUCUACACAGCGCCAAGUACAAGACCUUGAAGAUGACUGUGGUUAUUGUGAGCUGCUUCAUCGUGUGCGGACUGCCAUACUUCUUUGCUGAAAUGAUCAUAUCCUAUGGCGACCAUACCAAACUCAGCAAAGGUGUAUACGCCCUUCUAGGUGGUAUCGCUGUGGCAAAUUCUGCGGUAAACCCGUACAUCUUUCUACUGUUUAGUAUCAAUCUACAAUAUGUGAAGAAUCUCAAGUUGUGUCCAGCUCGGACCACGGUCAACAGUCGACAGCUUAUUUACAACGGUAGUACGCGAUCUCGUGAGUAUUCCUCGGCCGCUUACUACCGAACCCCAGCCAGUGGCGUGUCCACCGACGCCUACGAGUUAACGAACACUGCCGAUGACAACAAAACCCCACGUUCAUCUGCCUACAACAAAGUCCGCUGGUCCGCCUCUACAAACCGUCGAUGA
Molecule: messenger RNA, 1326 nt
Organism: Candidula unifasciata
Lineage: Eukaryota; Metazoa; Mollusca; Gastropoda; Stylommatophora; Geomitridae
Source: the annotation of a GenBank genome assembly